AUAUCCCGGCGAGCAGCGCAAGAUGGGGGGGGGUCCUGUGCAGCGCACUGCGCAUGCUCCUCGCAGACAACUUUUCCGUUAUGUGCGAGCAACGCUCUUGCCAGCCAUGGCUGUAGUGCCUGCGACCUCUAACGGUGUAGCCGAAAACACAAACGGAACAAUACGGGUUAAGAAGGGAUGGUUAUCUAAGCGGACCCAGUUUACCCACCGUUGGAAGCCUGCGUGGUUUGUGUUGAAAGAAACCGAGCUCUUGUAUGGGGAUAAUGAGGAGGAACCCCGCAAGACUAUAAACAUGGUUGGUGCGCACAUCGGGGCAGGCGAUGGCCGGGACACCCAGUACAGCUGGACAGUGACUCCAAAGGACAGCAAGAGGACGUUCUUCCUGAGAGCCGGCAGCGAGGCCGAGCAGCAGGAGUGGAUGCAGGCCAUCUGCGAGGUGAUGCUGGGCUCCUCCAACGCGCGCCACCUCCGCGCCUGUGCCAUCCAGUAGCUCGCCCACCGCGGAGCACUUUCGGCUGAGGCCCUGGGUCCUUCGCAGCCCACUUCAUUCGGCAGUACCGGGUGAAACAGGUUUACACUCCACCAUAUCCUCCCAUCCCCGUUUUUAUAUGAUAAAGUCAUCAUCUAGAAAUGUACGCGAUUUGCUGCUAGAUAAAUCAUUCAAGAAUUACUGAUUUUAUAUUCAUUUUUGUAGGAGAAAUAUUAUCAGAUGUGACACACUUAUUGAUUAUGGAACUACUGACCUUUCAAGAUGGGAAUUAAAAACUCAAGUUGUCAGUGGAUGAUUACUGUUCCUUUCUUUGCAUACUGAAAUUGCUCAGGUCUUUGACAAUAUAAGCAUACCGACUCAAUAGACCAUUUCUAUCUUUGUCACUGACAAAGUUUGUGCAUGUCAUCGGUUUUAAUUGUAAAUGUACACUGUUAUUAAAUAUUAAAUAAAAGAUCCAACAUUCCA
Lepisosteus oculatus (spotted gar) is the source of this 955-nucleotide messenger RNA. RefSeq lists its product as uncharacterized. The record is from RefSeq and is a predicted model, not a curated record. Gene Ontology annotation, biological process: retrograde transport, endosome to Golgi; endosome organization; receptor recycling. Gene Ontology annotation, cellular component: early endosome; trans-Golgi network; recycling endosome. Lineage: Eukaryota; Metazoa; Chordata; Actinopteri; Semionotiformes; Lepisosteidae.